UCUCAUUCAUCAAAAUACAAACCAAAAAAAAAAGCCAACCUCUUCUUCCUUCUCUUCGACUUCAACGCCAACAUCUCCAUCCAUCAAAAAGAGAAGAAGAAGAAGAAGAAGAAGAAGAAAAGAAACAAACAAUGUCGACAUUUCCCUUCACCCUCUCCUCUCUCUCCAAACCCAUCACCUCCUCAUUCACUGCCCAUCUCCCCCCUCUCCCUCAAAACCCCAAGCCCCCUUCUCCCUCCAUCCACACUACAACGAACACUCUCAAAAUGACCCAUGAUCAGGAUUACUCCACUCCUUUGGGCCGUCGAGGCGUCCUCUCUGGCUGCUUCGGCGCUGCUCUCGGCGCUCUCUCGCUCUCGGCCUCGUCCGAAGCUGCGAUAUUGGAGGCCGACGAUGAUGUGGAGUUGCUUGAGAAGGUGAAGAAGGAUAGAGAGAAGAGGCUACAGAGGCAGGGUGUCAUUAGCUCCUCCAACAAAGAGACAGGAUAUUUGCAAGAGCUUGUCUACAAACUGAGUAAAGUAGGACAAGCUAUCGAGAAUAGCGAUUUUUCUACAGCAGCUUCUGUUCUAGGACAGAGCACAGAGGCUGACUGGUUACAAAGGGCCAAUUCAGCUUUCACAAAGUUAAGCUCUAGUCCUGAGGCAAAAGCAGAGGUGGACAUGUUCAAUUCCUCUUUGGCAACUUUGAUUUCAUCAGUUGAUAAGAAUGAUAUCGAGUCGUGUAGAAUGGCUUUUGUAUCUUCAGCCAGUGCACUGGAGAAAUGGGUCGGAUUAACGGGUCUAAUUGGUCAGCUCAAGGGUCUCUAACCGCAAAAUCAUUGAUGCAGAUUUUGCUUCAAACUUUUUCCUUCAAUGAUUACGAGGAGUUACUUUGUAAAGAAUUUGAUGUCACAUUCUUCUUUCAUUAUAGUCAUUUUCGCCUAGACGCAUCUUAAGAC
Messenger RNA from Asparagus officinalis (garden asparagus), 937 nucleotides. RefSeq names its product thylakoid lumenal 16.5 kDa protein, chloroplastic. Bases 132 to 806 code for a protein of 224 amino acids. The transcript is spliced from 4 exons. Gene Ontology annotation, biological process: photosystem II repair. The record is from RefSeq and is a predicted model, not a curated record. Lineage: Eukaryota; Viridiplantae; Streptophyta; Magnoliopsida; Asparagales; Asparagaceae.